UGCCGCGUGUCCCUCUUCGAUUCAUCGAGACGUCCAACCGCACACGAGGGCGCUCAAUGAGACCUCACGCCUCGGCCCGCCGGCGCGGAGUGCGGCACGCCGAGCUGUUGGCCGCGACGUAUGCGGCGCUCGCGCGCAUAGAGAGAGAAGCCGGCGGCAAGGCGGGAGUCGCUGCGCUCGAGGGAGCGACCAUCGCAUCUCCAAUGGCGCGCCGCGUUCUCGGCGAGAGGCUCGCGCGCCGCCUGCUCCUCCGGGCGCCGCUGGUGUACGGCGUGAGUGGGUACUCUGUGACUGUCGGCCGGGGCGUCCAUCCCAACCAGAGUUGGCCGCGGGUGCUGGAUGGACUGCUGCGGCCGGCGUACGAGGGGGCGGGCGGCUCGUUCGAGCUGCGAAGCGCCGCUAUGGGCGCACUCCCCUCCUUCCCCACCGGCUGGUGCCUUGGAGAGCUGCUGGGCGAUCCAGACGUCGUGACAUGGCAGUUCUCGAUGAACGAGCCGGUGCGGGGCGGCGCCAGGUGCAACCGCGCGUCUGAGGCGUUCGCGCGCGCCGCGCUCGGCAUGCACAGCCAGCCGCUCUUCCUGCUCGUCGACGACAAUGCGCGGCGAACAGCGAGCCUCUCGCGAGCAUUUGAGGCGUCUGGCGCGCAUGCGAUCGUGCCGUCGCGGUUGCUACCCCUGCGCGGCGCGCUCGCGCCGUGGAACGAGACGGCAGCGCAGAUGAAGGCGCAAGAGUGCCCUCGCGAGUGCCGCGUCGGGUCGUGGCAUCCCGGGCCGCGACACCACCGAACUGUCGCUUGGGCCAUCGCGCAGCUGCACCUGAGCGAGGUCGCCAAUGCGCUGUGGAGGUGGCGCGAGGCGCGGAGCUGGGGUAACGCCACGCGGGGCGAUGCCUUAGCCGUUCCGCCCGUGUGCAGCGCGGAGGCGCCCUGGCGGGCGCCGUUCCCGAUCACCGGCUGUGCCACCGCUCUCGUCACGCCUGACACGCACACAGGGCGCAAAGGGCUUGCACGCUACGCCUCCCCGCGGCUGGUCUGGAGCGGUGCCCUCGUGCUGCGAAACGGGAGCUGGCCAGGCGCGCCGCCGCCCUUCGCUUGGGUCGAGACCAGCCAGCCGAGCGCGCACGCUGCGGCGGCGCUCGCGCGCAUGCGCCGGUGCGGCAACGACUACGGCGACCACAAGGCGUCGGGCUGGCUCUCGCUCGCGCUGCCAAUCAAGCAGAGCCGCUGCAGGCAGGCGAUCGUUUGCGAGGCCCCCGUUGUCUCCGGCUCCAAGCCCGUCGGCCUUGUCGGCACGCAAGCGCAGCUCGCGGGGCCAGAGGUCCACGCAUUGCUCACCCACGCGCACCGUGCCUUCCACUGAGAGUCGAUGCGGGAAUGAGCUCCUGCGUGACUCGGGCUGUGGGAGACGGGGGGGACAGCCCAGUCCUUGCCUAUGAUAACGCGAGGCCACCGUUGCCUCUCAGGUGGAGUGGGAGAUCAGCGGUGGUCCAGCUGCCGCUGCGCGCGUGGAGAACCUUAGAUGCCACCAAUCACGCAGCGGGCAGAUUGUGUCUCACGCAAGCGCGGGGAUCACAUUGUGUCUCUCGCACGGCAACGUCGUGCCGGCAGUGUAGACCUGAGUGCACGGCGGUAGGUGGAGGACCCAUUCGACAGGUCCUUCGCCACGUACGGCACGCCGGCGCAGCUGGGGACCAAGCGGAGUAGCACCGUCUGCAUCGUGGUGCGCGCAGACACAUUCGACCCCCCAACCAACCAACAAACCACGAGGAGGAGCAGUCGCGUACUUGACAGUUGCCCCCUCCGCCUACGCGUGAGGGCCGAGGGGGUCUUUGUUCACGUCACGCACGUCAUUUGGUAGCAACUGUGGUUACGUGGGUGGAGGUGUUUUGACUUUUGUUGGUGUGUGUUACUUCCUUCUUAUUUUCUGUUCUUCUUCUUCUUCUUCUAACUAUUAAAAUAGUUUGU
Molecule: messenger RNA, 1963 nt
Organism: Emiliania huxleyi CCMP1516
Lineage: Eukaryota; Haptophyta; Isochrysidales; Noelaerhabdaceae
Exons: 6
Coding region: 57-1358 (433 amino acids)
Source: RefSeq, a predicted model, not a curated record